Leptidea sinapis is the source of this 1910-nucleotide messenger RNA. RefSeq names its product esterase FE4-like. The transcript has 11 exons. The coding region runs from base 82 to 1749 and encodes 555 amino acids. The record is from RefSeq and is a predicted model, not a curated record. Lineage: Eukaryota; Metazoa; Arthropoda; Insecta; Lepidoptera; Pieridae.
CAAUGACAUGACAAUUAACAAGUGCCGGUCACUACUCGCUGGUCACUUGGUCAGUAGAGUGCAGAACUGCAGGAGGUAAACAUGGUGCGCGCGGGCUUUCUGUAUGUAUGUUUGUUACUUGCGUCUGGCUGUAGCCGUGUAACGGGAGGCGGCGAAGAUGUGCAGGCGCCGUCGGUGAAGACCCCGGCCGGUUGGAUCACGGGGUCCUGGAUGACGUCACGCCGCGGAAGAGCCAUCCAGGCCUACCGUGGCAUCCGGUACGCGGAGCCCCCCACCGGCGACCUGAGGUUUAGACCACCAGUGCUGAUCAGGCAGUACGCCGAGGCCGUGGAUGCCACUGCGGAUGGCCCGGCAUGUCCGCAGCCCGACAUCCGCGUGGAGCAACGAGAGGACUGCCUGCGACUCAACGUGUACACCGCCGCGAAUAACGGGAGCAAGGGUCGGCCUGUUGUCGUGUACGUCCACCCCGGGGGGUUCUACUCGGUGACCGGCAGGAGUGAGUUCGCGGGGCCACACUACCUGCUCGACCACGACCUCGUACUUGUCACCAUCAACUACAGGCUGGGCUCUCUGGGAUUCCUGAGUAUGGGCAACGAGUUGGCCCCCGGGAACAACGGGUUCAAGGACCAGGUGGCUGCGCUGCGCUGGGUGCGGAGGAACAUAGCAUCGUUCGGAGGAGACCCCGAGCUGGUUACCAUCGCGGGCUACAGCGCCGGGGCCAUCAGCGUGGCGCUGCAUAUGGUGUCGCCCAUGUCCAGAGGAUUGUUCCACCGUGCAGUGUCUAUGAGUGGGUCUCCGUACUGCCAGGUGAAGAUCCCGCAGCAUCAGCGUCACCUUGCCGAGAAGCAGGCACGGCUGCUCGACUGUCCGACUGACCCUCCUGCACAACUUUUGCACUGCCUGCGAACUGUACCCUGGCAAAAGUUUGGUGACUCACUUAACGGUUUCCGUGAUUACUCUAUUGAUCCCAUCCUAAUCUGGCUACCGGUCGUGGAGCAAGACUUCGGGCAGGAGAGGUUUCUGGAGCAGCAUCCCCUAGACGUCAUCAAAAUGGGGAAGUUGUACUCGGUGCCCUACAUCGUAAGCCAGACCAGGGAUGAGUUCUUUUGGGAAGCAUUUUUGGUCCUCAACAACAGCACCUACUUCAACCGGCUUACUUCUAACUGGGUGGAAGCUGCGCCCAUACCCUUUUUGCUUCCGGAACCUUCUGAACACGCGGCGAACAAACUAAAGAAGGUUUACUUCAAUGACAAGCCGUUACUCAAUAACUCUGAGACGGCUCGCGCUUUAGGGAUGUUGUAUGGAGACUCUGUUAUUGGGUUUGGUGCUCAUAGGUUAGCAAAUCUUAUGAGUCAGAAUUCUGCCGAACCAGUCUUCUACUAUGAGUUUGACUACAUCGGCAACAACAGCCAUUACAGAGACCCAGUCUCUCACAAACCAGUUGGAGUAGCUCACCACGACGAACUGAUAUACCUGUUUUCGCUGAGCAUCGCGUUCCCCGACAUCGGCGUGUCCUCCUCCCCGGACAGUGUCAUGGUAGACAAGCUCACCAGCAUCAUGUAUAACUUCGCUCUCACGGGAGAUCCAAACCCAGUAAGGGACGCCGGAGUCCAGCGCUGGCCUGCCAUGACACCUCAAACACGGAGCUACCUGCGGCUCGCUCGCCAGUCCUCCGUACAAACCAACCUCUUUGAAGACAGGUUUCGCGUAUGGGAGGAUUUGUAUCCUAUCGAUUAUAAGCUCGUGUAAAAUUGAAUGUGUGAGUGUUUGAGUCUUAUAGCGGCCUCCCUCAACACAAUAUAACGGAGUUUAGUCCGUUAAUGUUUAAUGUAGAGUAUCAAACAACGUAACCUGUUCUAUACAUUUGGAGGUAUAUAUAAUAAGUAAUAACAAUAAAUAUCUUUGACCAA